Asparagus officinalis (garden asparagus) is the source of this 2473-nucleotide messenger RNA. RefSeq names its product tubby-like F-box protein 14. The transcript has 8 exons. The record is from RefSeq and is a predicted model, not a curated record. NCBI's taxonomy places the organism in Eukaryota, Viridiplantae, Streptophyta, Magnoliopsida, Asparagales, Asparagaceae. Gene Ontology annotation, molecular function: protein binding. The annotation marks the transcript as partial.
UUUGAUGUUUUAGAUGGAAGUUUGGGUUCUUUUUUCUAUUAAUUGUUUGUAGAUCUGAGAUUUGAGCUGUUAUUGUUGUUAAAAUCUAUGGGUUUGUUGAUUGGUUGUGGGGAAAAACUUGCAUUUAAUUCGUUAGGAGGUUGAAAUCGUGGAAAUUUAUCAUUUUGGAUCUUUUCUAGUAGAAAAUAGUGGGAAAUUCCUCUUUUUUUCUCUUGUAUCUAAACUUAGUUCUUGAAGAUCCUUCCACUUGAAGCUUUUCCCCUUUGAUCAUUCCCUUCCUAUUUAUUGAAUUUUUGUGGACAAUACUUGCAUUUGUUAUGUGGGUAGUUCUAAAGUUGUGGAUUUUUUUUGUCUCUUUUGGGGCCUUUUUUGGUAAUAAUUAGUGGAAAUUUCCUCUUUUGUCUCUAGUAGACAGAAUUAUGUUCUUGGGACCUUUUGCCCUUUGAUUCUCACUUCAAUCUCUGUCAUUAUCUUAAAGCAAAAAAGAACCUUUCAUUUUUAUUCAGCUCCCAGUUCCUUAACCUUCACUUUUUUCAGAACGUUUCAUGUAAAAACCUUAUCCUUUUGCUCAACCCAUGGCUCAAAUUAGAAAUUUACGGCAUUUUCUUGCCAAUCUCAAUUAAAAAGUAUGAGCUUUGUUUUGACUAAGAGUUAUAUUAAUUAGGUGAUAAAGCUUUGUUACUGUUUCUGUUCUUAAAGAGAAUGCUGUGAUGUGAAUGGUACACGAGAAUGAAAAGUUUCUUAUGCCAUUUGUUCUGCUAUGGUGUAAUUUUGAUCCAGUGAAGGCUUGAAGCUCUUAUAGAACAGUAAUUUUUUGACUUCUGCACAUAAGUAACAGUUGUUUGAUCGUCUCAUUUGGUGUCACGGAAAGCUUUUGAGCUUCAAAAUAUUGAAUAUUUUCACCUGGAGUACCUUUUGAGUUUCUAUGGUGCAUAUUCUUUUGCCUUUCAAAAGAUGAUCUGAGUAGUGUGAAGGCUUAUAAGUCGGUCAAUCUUGAGAUACAGAAAAUAUAAGCAUAGCCUGUCAUUUGUUGUUCAUAAUUCUACACUAGUGGGUCACAAUAUAUAUGCCGUUUUGCCUGUUUAAGCUGCCUCUGCUUGUUCUCUUUGCUCGGCUCAAAUUCUCUUAGAUGUCUUUCCGGAGCAUCGUCCGUGAUGUGAGAGAUGGGUUUGGGAGCUUAUCAAGAAGAAGCUUUGAGGUGAGGCUCACUGGCCACUGCAGGGGAAAAUCACAGGGCGCCGUGCAUGAGCUGCAUGACCAAGGUCCGGUUGUGCAGCACAGUUGUUGGGCUAGUCUUCCUCCUGAGCUACUCCGGGAUGUGAUUAAAAGGCUAGAGGCUAGUGAGAGUACUUGGCCUGCUCGUAAACAUGUUGUUGCAUGUGCUGGUGUCUGCAAGGCAUGGAGGGAAAUGUGUAAAGAAAUUGUGAGAAAUCCAGAAUUUUGUGGGAAGCUGACCUUCCCUGUGUCACUGAAGCAGCCAGGGCCUCGAGAUGGUACUGUUCAAUGCUUCAUUAAGAGGGAUAAGUCGAAGUUAACUUAUCAUCUAUACUUAUGUCUUAGUCCUGCCGUGCUUGUUGAGAAUGGGAAGUUUCUCUUGACAGCUAAAAGGACUCGCCGUACAACUUCCACAGAGUACAUAAUAUCCAUGGAUGCUGAUAAUAUAUCACGAUCCAGCAACAUGUACAUUGGAAAAUUGAGGUCAAAUUUCCUCGGCACAAAGUUCAUAAUGUAUGAUACACAGCCUCCAUACAAUGCUGGAACCCCUUCUCAACCCGGUAAAACUAGCCGUAGGUUCUAUUCCAAGAAAGUCUCGCCUAAACCCGCUUCGGGCAGCUACAACAUAGCCCAGAUUACGUACGAGCUCAACGUCCUCGGCACUCGGGGUCCACGUCGAAUGAACUGCACGAUGUAUUCCAUCCCAGCCUCCUCCCUUGACGCCGGAGGCGUCGUCCCUGGCCAGCCUGACCAACUCUUCCCUCGCUCUCUUGACGAUUCCUUUCGCAGUAUCGCCUUUUCAAAGUCUGCCGCCGACAGCAGUUCCAGAGAUUUCAGCAGUUCCCGGUUCUCCGAGAUAUCCGGAGCUUCUAGAAGGGUAGAAAGUUCUAGAUUCGCCGACAUUGCAGGAUCAUCAAGGAGGAUCGAGAGUUCUCGGUUUUCUGACAUAUCUGAAGGUGCUAGGGUUUUGGCUGACAUCUCGGGUGGGACUAGGGUUUUGGCCGAUGAUGAGGAUGAGGGCAAAGAAAGGCCUCUUGUGCUCAAGAACAAGGCGCCGAGGUGGCACGAGCAGCUGCAGUGCUGGUGCCUUAACUUCCGUGGGCGUGUGACGGUUGCGUCCGUUAAGAACUUCCAGCUCAUCGCUGCGACACAGCCGGCUGCCGGAGCUCCGACGCCGUCACAGCCGGCACCACCGCCGGAGCACGAUAAGAUCAUCCUGCAGUUUGGGAAGGUGGCAAAGGAUAUGUUCACUAUGGAU